Molecule: messenger RNA, 717 nt
Organism: Megalops cyprinoides (Indo-Pacific tarpon)
Lineage: Eukaryota; Metazoa; Chordata; Actinopteri; Elopiformes; Megalopidae
Product: claudin-10-like
Exons: 6
Coding region: 1-717 (238 amino acids)
Biological process (GO): cell adhesion; bicellular tight junction assembly
Cellular component (GO): plasma membrane; bicellular tight junction
Molecular function (GO): structural molecule activity
Source: RefSeq, a predicted model, not a curated record
AUGAGCAGCAUGUCCACAGAGAUCCUGGCCUUUGUCCUGGCCAUAUCUGGCUGGGUGCUCAUCUCCUCCACCUUGCCCACGGACUACUGGAAGGUGUCAUCCAUCGACGGCACAGUCAUCACCACGGCCACGUUCUGGUCCAACCUGUGGAAGACCUGCGUCACCGAUUCCACUGGAGUCUCCAACUGCAAGGACUUCCCUUCCAUGCUGGCGCUGGAUGGCUACAUCCAGGUGUGCCGAGGCCUCAUGAUCUCCGCUGUUUGCCUGGGCUUUUUCGGAUCCAUCUUCGCCCUGGUGGGCAUGAAGUGCACAAAGAUCGGCGGCUCGGACAAGACCAAGGCCAAGAUUGCCUGCCUGGCCGGAGUCAACUUCAUCCUGAGCGGUCUCUGCUCGUUGACAGCGUGCUCUCUGUACGCCCAUCGUAUAACGUCAGAGUUCUUCGACCCAAUGUUCAUCGCUCAAAAAUUCGAGCUGGGAGCGGCUCUGUUCAUUGGCUGGGCAGGCUCUGUCCUCUGCAUUUUAGGAGGAGUCGUCUUCUGCUUCUCCUUGUCAGAGGGCCUCAGCAAGAGGUUAUUAAGUUAUGCAAACAUAACUGCUGUUGGAUCGACCCCCUCUUUCAUAUCCAAAUCAAACGGCAAGGCGACUGAGAACUACCACAAGGGCCCUCCAGACUACAGCAGCUCAUCCCGGCAGUUUGGGAAGAACGCCUAUGUGUAG